GAAUAGCAAAUUCAAUGCAGAAAUUGAUGUUACGCCCAGGUGCGAAUCGAUGUCUCUUAAAUGAAUUAAAAAAUGGACAGGAAAUAUGCAGCCGAAUGAGAUGCAAUCAACCUUGUCCCCGUAUUGUCACGUCACACUGAUUUCCAGCUAUCAAUAAACAAUAGUGCGAUUCGGUGUUUUUUCAUAGAGAUCGGCACGAAUGCUCAUGUAUAAAUGGAACAGGUGCAACCGUUGAUGAGAUCAGUCCAUCAUGUGGCUGCAUGGUACGAUAAUCAGGCUGUCAGCCCUGAUAGUAAUUAUUGUGACACGAGUACAGGCAACGGCAAACACGUCUGAGGUCCAAACAAAUACUCAGGCUAAUUCAAGUGCAGAUGCUACUGCAAAUGACGCUAUCAACAACGACGAAAGUGAUAACCCUGUGACGCCUGUUAUUGAAAAGGAUGAUACGCAAAGAAAUAGUGAAAAUCUUAGAGAUGUCAUAGAAUCAGCUGAAGCUUCAAAACCUUAUGCAGAUCCUAGAGAUAACGCAGCUGCGACGGAAUCCGAUCCAGUUACAGAAAGUUUGAGUACGGAAACGUCAAGUUCAUCAGUAAAUAAGGAUUUGAUAAAAGAACUAAAACCUGACGCAGCUGCAGCUGAAGAAUCUUCUUCUACUUCAAGUCCUACCACUUCCGGAAGUUCUACCACUUCUUUGGAACAGGAUGGUAUGAACCUUGACCCUUUUGAUCUCUUUGACGGAGGUGGUAGUAUCUUUGAAAAUUCCGGUCCUCAACCUGAUUCUGCAGGUGCAACUGGAUUCGGAGGACCUAUAUACGGAAAUGGCUUCUUUCCUGAUUUCCAAUUUCAUAAUUACGGUAACGGCAGUCCUGAUGAUAUAUUUAUUAACAGUGAUAGUCUAUUUUACGGUGUUCCUAAUCAGGAUGCUCUCCUGAUAGGAGCUGCCUCACAAUUCCCAAGAAUACACAUGGCAUUCCCAGGAACAGGUCCUGAAGUUGCGCCAUCAAAUACAGGUUUUUGGUCUGGCUCCAGUUCUCAAAGUAGUUCCAAUUCAGAUGGCGGAGGUUCCAGUCAUACCAGUUCCUUUGGAAUAACCUCACGAUUAGGCGGAAGUGAUCAAAACAAUCCCGGAAAUGGUGUCAAGGGCGUCUACAGUAGUACUUCGCUAGAUAUUGACUCUUCAGGAAAGGGCGUCUACAAGGUUUCUGCUGGAAAAAUUCGUUAAAAAUAUCGUUGAUUAAUAUUACAGUGCCUCUGUAAAAAUUGUUUUUUGUGUAUUAUAUAUAGAUAAUAAUUCCAGAUUUCUCCCGUAUAUGAUAUACAAUAGUACAGGUGUAUUACAUAAAUGUAUCUACAUACAUAUAUGUCUCAUGAAUAAAUAAUACAGUGCAUCUCUCAAAGCUGAGGCGUACAUAUGAAUUAUGUAUUUUAAA
This is a messenger RNA of Cephus cinctus (wheat stem sawfly), 1430 nucleotides long. Its product is annotated as probable secreted beta-glucosidase SIM1. Lineage: Eukaryota; Metazoa; Arthropoda; Insecta; Hymenoptera; Cephidae. The transcript is spliced from 3 exons. Bases 251 to 1222 code for a protein of 323 amino acids. The record is from RefSeq and is a predicted model, not a curated record.